AUGUUCUGUCGCACUAGGCUGCUUUGGGCUAUCGUCUCUUCGACGAUCAUUAGCGCUCAUGCUAGCCGCCGCCCGUAUUAUGACACGCGCCCCGAUCUGAGCGCUUGCUCGGCGCUUCCGAUCGUCUAUUCAUGCGAAAAUACGACCGCGUUUACGGACUCCUGCUGUAACAUUGCAGGAGGAGGGCUUGUUCUCCAAACUCAGUUCUGGGACACCUACACUGGUUACGAACGCAAGGGUCAGCUCCUUCCCAAGGACUCGUGGACUGUCCAUGGUCUCUGGCCGGAUAACUGUGACGGCUCAUACGGCCAAUACUGUGACUUAUCGCGACAGUACGAUCCUCUACCUUUGACAACUCUCGCGGAUGGUACCGUUGUCAAAAAUUACACCGGACCCGGCGUUGAUACGUUCGUUCGAGAGUUCGGUCGGGGGGACCUAUUGGACUGGAUGGAUAAGUUCUGGGUCAGUCAGGGUGAAAGUAACGCGGGGUUCUGGGCGCACGAGUUCAGUAAACAUGCGACGUGCACUUCGACUUUUGACGUCAAGUGCUACGGUCCGGAUUACCAGAAACAUCAAGACGUCGUCGAUUUCUUCCUUGCUGUACGCCGUGCGUUCAAUAUGUUCCCAACGUUUGACAUGCUUGCUGCCGCGGGCAUCACACCGUCCAACAAGACGACGUAUUCGCUGUCGUCAAUUCAGAACGCGCUAGUCGCGCAGACAGGCGCACUCCCGUAUCUCGGUUGCACCCAGAACGGCACCGUUCUUGAUGAAGUUUGGUACUAUAACCAUGUUAGCGGAACGGAACAAUAUGGCCGCUUCAAGCCUGUCGAUACGACAUACGGCAGCACCUGCUCGUCUACCGCAGGAAUCUGGUACUACGAGCGCACUCCUUCCUCAGAGCGCACUGUGGCAUUCUGA
Molecule: messenger RNA, 918 nt
Organism: Peniophora sp. CBMAI 1063
Lineage: Eukaryota; Fungi; Basidiomycota; Agaricomycetes; Russulales; Peniophoraceae
Source: the annotation of a GenBank genome assembly